CCGGCACCAUGGCGGAGCAGGAGAGCCUGGAGUUCGGCAAGGCGGACUUCGUGCUGAUGGACACCGUCACCAUGCCCGAGUUCAUGGCCAACCUCCGGCUCAGAUUUGAAAAAGGACGUAUCUAUACAUUCAUCGGAGAAGUUGUUGUCUCUGUGAAUCCUUACAAGUUGUUGAACAUCUACGGGAGGGAUACAAUUGAGCAGUAUAAAGGUCGUGAGCUGUAUGAGAGACCUCCACAUCUUUUUGCUAUUGCUGAUGCUGCUUACAAGGCUAUGAAGAGGCGAUCAAAAGACACCUGCAUUAUGAUAUCAGGGGAAAGUGGAGCUGGUAAAACAGAAGCCAGUAAGUACAUUAUGCAGUAUAUUGCGGCCAUCACCAACCCCAGCCAGAGAGCAGAGGUUGAAAGAGUGAAGAAUAUGUUGCUCAAAUCCAACUGUGUGCUAGAAGCUUUUGGAAAUGCCAAAACCAAUCGUAAUGAUAACUCAAGCAGGUUUGGAAAAUACAUGGAUAUCAACUUUGAUUUUAAGGGUGACCCUAUUGGUGGACAUAUCAAUAACUACUUAUUGGAGAAGUCUCGAGUGAUUGUUCAACAGCCUGGAGAAAGAAGCUUUCAUUCUUUCUAUCAGCUGCUCCAGGGGGCUUCAGAGCAGACCCUGCGUUCUCUACAUCUCCAGAAAUCCCUUUCAUCCUACAACUAUAUUCAUGCUGGAGCUCAACUAAAGUCUUCUAUCAAUGAUGCUGCAGAGUUCAAAGUAGUAGCUGAUGCCAUGAAAGUAAUUGGCUUCAAACCUGAAGAGAUUCAAACUGUGUAUAAAAUUCUGGCUGCUAUUCUUCACUUGGGAAAUUUAAAAUUUAUGGUAGAUGGUGACACGCCCCUUAUUGAGAAUGGCAAGGUUGUAUCUAUAAUAGCAGAAUUGCUAUCUACUAAAACAGACAUGGUUGAGAAAGCCCUUCUUUACCGGACUGUGGCUACAGGCCGUGACAUCAUCGACAAGCAGCACACGGAGCAAGAAGCCAGCUACGGCAGAGAUGCCUUUGCUAAGGCAAUAUAUGAGCGCCUUUUUUGUUGGAUUGUCACUCGCAUCAAUGACAUUAUUGAGGUCAAGAACUACGAUACCACAAUCCAUGGGAAAAACACCGUUAUUGGUGUCUUGGAUAUCUAUGGCUUUGAAAUCUUUGACAACAACAGCUUUGAACAGUUCUGCAUCAAUUACUGCAAUGAGAAACUGCAGCAGCUAUUCAUUCAGCUGGUGUUAAAGCAAGAGCAAGAGGAAUACCAGAGGGAAGGGAUCCCUUGGAAGCAUAUUGAUUACUUCAACAACCAGAUCAUUGUGGACCUCGUGGAGCAGCAACACAAAGGCAUCAUUGCCAUCCUGGAUGAUGCUUGUAUGAAUGUCGGCAAAGUCACUGAUGGAAUGUUUCUAGAAGCCCUUAACAGUAAAUUAGGCAAACAUGGUCAUUUUUCCAGCAGAAAGCUCUGUGCCUCAGACAAAAGCCUGGAGUUUGAUCGUGAUUUUCGAAUUCGGCAUUAUGCAGGGGAUGUGGUCUAUUCUGCCAUUGGUUUUAUAGAUAAAAACAAAGAUACUUUAUUUCAAGAUUUCAAACGCCUCAUGUAUAACAGUUCAAAUCCUGUGCUGAAGAAUAUGUGGCCUGAAGGCAAACUGAGCAUUACAGAGGUGACCAAGCGACCACUCACUGCUGCCACCUUGUUUAAGAAUUCUAUGAUUGCUUUAGUAGACAACCUUGCAUCAAAGGAACCAUACUAUGUACGUUGCAUCAAACCCAAUGACAAGAAAUCCCCACAGAUAUUUGAUGAUGAACGCUGCCGUCAUCAAGUAGAAUAUCUUGGACUACUGGAAAAUGUGAGAGUGCGUCGAGCAGGAUUUGCCUUUCGUCAGACCUAUGAGAAGUUUCUUCACAGGUAUAAGAUGAUCUCUGAGUUCACCUGGCCAAACCAUGACCUUCCUUCAGACAAAGAGGCUGUCAAGAAACUGAUAGAACGAUGUGGUUUUCAGGAUGAUGUAGCUUAUGGGAAGACCAAAAUUUUCAUCAGAACACCCCGCACACUGUUUACCUUGGAAGAACUCCGGGCCCAGAUGCUUGUAAGGAUUGUCCUCUUUCUACAAAAGGUAUGGCGGGGUACCCUGGCUCGCAUGCGAUACAAGAGGACCAAGGCAGCUCUGACAAUAAUCAGGCACUACCGGCGCUACAAAGUGAAGUCAUACAUCCAUGAGGUGGCCAGGCGUUUCCAGGGGGUCCAGACCAUGAGAGACUACGGGAAGCAUGUGAAGUGGCCAACUCCUCCAAAAGUUCUGCGCCGCUUUGAGGAGGCCCUCCAGGCAAUUUUUAGUAGGUGGAGAGCAGCCAAGCUCAUCAAGAGCAUACCUGCUUCAGACCUGCCGCAGGUCAGGGCAAAGGUAGCAGCCAUGGAAAUGUUGAAAGGUCAAAGGGCUGACCUUGGACUCCAAAGGGCCUGGGAGGGCAACUACCUUGCUUCAAAGCCAGAUACACCUCAGACCUCAGGCACUUUUGUCCCAGUAGCUAAUGAACUGAAAAGGAAAGACAAAUACAUGAAUGUCCUCUUUUCCUGUCAUGUCCGUAAGGUAAAUCGGUUUAGUAAGGUAGAAGACCGAGCAAUUUUUGUCACUGACCGUCAUCUGUAUAAAAUGGACCCCACUAAGCAGUAUAAGGUGAUGAAGACUAUCCCUCUAUACAAUUUGACUGGUCUGAGUGUUUCCAAUGGAAAGGACCAACUUGUAGUGUUCCAUACAAAAGACAACAAGGAUCUUAUUGUCUGCCUUUUCAGCAAACAGCCUACACAUGAGAGUCGAAUUGGAGAACUUGUUGGAGUCCUGGUGAAUCAUUUUAAGAGUGAAAAGCGCCACCUCCAAGUGAACGUCACCAACCCGGUGCAGUGCAGCCUGCACGGGAAGAAGUGCACCGUUUCCGUGGAGACCCGCCUGAACCAGCCCCAGCCUGACUUCACCAAGAACCGCUCCGGCUUCAUCCUCAGCGUGCCAGGGAACUGACACCCCACCCGCAGAAGACCCCCCCGGGCGGGUAGCCUGGCCCCCAGGUAGCCGCGCCCUCGCUCAGCACCCAGGUUCCAGUCUGAUCGCCGCAGCCCCACUAAUGCCACGCCACUAGAUUCACUCGCAAGACUCCACGCCCCGCCCCGGAGGCCUCCAGGAGGUCUGCUUUCUGCCUUUGGCCUCCAUCUACUAUCUCAGCUUCCCACAGUCCCUGAUGCUCAUCACAGCCCGCUGACAUGCCUCUCCUCAGGGUGUUCCGUGAAUGGCCAAGUCAGGGCAGAAGGCCUUGGCCAGCAACCAGCUGACCACAGCAUCGGGCGGGGGCGGGGAGGGGGGAGUUGGAGAGGGCCACGGUUUCCCUUGCCAAAGUCACACUACCCUAGGGGACCUGGGGAGGUCUCAUGGCUGUGAGCUAGGGACGCAGCCCUGCCUUGUGAACCCCCAAGGGGACCCUAGCCCCCAGGACCUGGCUUAGAAUUCCAGUACCCCAGCAGUCAGCCAAAGCCACAAGCAAACCCAGUCCCUCAGCCACACCCAGUCAGCGGCUCUCCUUCCCAGGAGGCUGCCCCUGGGACUCCCCUUGCCUCCAGGGCCCCGGGCUGGCCUCUGGCACAUCUCUGGAGAGUGUGAUGAUGAUGCUCUAAGAAUUGUCUUUCCCAUUGCUGGGGUGGAACUCGAGGCCUCAGACAUGCUAGGCAAACAUUUUACCACUUAAGCUACACUCCUAGUCCUUUCGUUUGUAUUUUUUGGAUCUCGUUUCACUUUCCCAGGGCCAGCCUUGAGCUCAAAAUUCUCCUGCCUCUGCUGGAUUACAGACAUGUACUACCAAGCCUGGCCUCAAGGAUCAUUUUGGAAGUAACCUGCAACCUGUGUCCAUCUUUGACUUGCUUUUGCAGUCUGCAGAGUUGUAAUCAGAUCUUACUUCUGCUAUAACCAUAAUGUCUAGUAAGAAGAUGCAGGUGCCAGCACACUAGGUUUGGCAGCUUUCUUCUUCUAACUCCCCUAGCUAUGUUCCCUGCUUACCCAAGAACUAGGACAGGGGCGGGGGCCAAAGCACAAAGGAACUGCAGGACGUAGAGCAAGGCAGCAGUAGAGAGAGGGAUCCUGGCACUGCAGGCCAGGCCAGGGUGCCACCCUAUGCUGCCCUGCCGGAGUCUGGCCCUUGAACCUUCUGCCAGCCGAGUGCUGCCCACUUGCCAGUGUCUGCCCAGCAGAAAAAAAAACAUGCUUCAGCAGCCUUCCAGAGACACCCUCCCUCCCCUGGCCUCAGCUGCUGAGAAUCUGAAGACGUGGAAACUGGGGUGCCCAGACAGGGCUGCUGGUGGGGAGUCUUACAAAGAGAAUCCCAGAGCACACAGUGCAGGCAGCAAGGGCCAGGCCCCAGGAGGAGCUUGUAGCAAGGUUAAGAAGGAGGGCGGGGCUGAGGUGUGCUUCUUCCUGCCAGAUGCCACCAGCAGAACCCGAGUGCCUGUGUGCCACCUCAGGUGCCUUCCAGGACCCCAGGGGGCUGCCUGGCCUCUCCCAGGGUCUCUCACAUACACACCCUCCUCCCCUAAUGAGGGCUCACAAACAUUUGCACCACGUGCAGUUCACAACCAGGAAUCCUGACCACAUCCUGUCCUCCAAGGCUGCUCAGCCACCUGUGCCACGCAGAGCUGCGGCAGACCAGUCUCAAGGCGAUAGUGGGCUUGCCAAUCACUGGUGGACACUAGCAGAACCGUCUAACUGGAACAUCUCUCUCCUUUCCACCCACUGCCCCAACCUGUUGCUUCACAUUAAACAUAUGCAGGUUCACGUUUUAAGCACACCAAAACAGUUCAUGCCAAAUGGGCAGCCUGUCAGGCUGAAGUGGACAGAAGGGUUUGGACUCCACUCCCUUUCACAUAGCCUGGGGCUCCUGCAGAGGACACAGACGGCCCCGUCCACAGACACUGACCUACACCUGCAUGUGACAAAUGAAGGGUCAGGAAUGUAGGGUGACGUGCCGAGGGGGAGGAGGAUGCUGUGAUUGUAUGCAAUGAAGUGAAUUCCCCUUGAUUUAAUUAAACACGGUUCUACGGUUUCGUGCAUAUAUUCCUAUUUCCCAUUAAAUUAACUUUAUUUCUAAAGCAUAUUUUGAUUUACCUAAGAGCAAUAAAGCAUUAAAUCUUAUUUUUAAAUGUG
Molecule: messenger RNA, 5195 nt
Organism: Dipodomys ordii (Ord's kangaroo rat)
Lineage: Eukaryota; Metazoa; Chordata; Mammalia; Rodentia; Heteromyidae
Gene: Myo1d
Product: myosin ID
Exons: 22
Coding region: 9-3029 (1006 amino acids)
Biological process (GO): vesicle transport along actin filament; actin filament organization
Cellular component (GO): plasma membrane; cytoplasm; microvillus
Molecular function (GO): microfilament motor activity; ATP binding; actin filament binding
Source: RefSeq, a predicted model, not a curated record